CAGAGAAGCAUCCGCACUCUUGCUGCUGUCAGCAGAGCUGCAGGGUUGUGUUAUUCAGUUGGUUUUUAUGCACAAUGAAAGAUAACAGCAGGUGAAGUGAGGAUCGAGUCAGGGUGUGACAUCCAGAUCACCCGCCCCAUCAUGGAAACUGAAGAUGACGUCCCAGAUCCUGCUCAGUUUAGCGAUGACACGGCAGCGUGCAUAGUUUCUGUGAAAGGCUUAAAGGAGAACUGGCAGAAGUGGUCCGAUGAGCACCGGGAGUACCAGAAGCACAACCCCUUCAGCCACGACGCCAGGCCCAGCGUGGCGGUCCCUCAGAGGGGCCAGGACGACUACGGGAGGCCCCUGCAGGGCUCCAUGACGGAGCAGCGCGGGAAGGAUGCUCACACACACAUCAGCAGAGAGGUCGAGGAGCUGUGCGAGGUCAUAAGGAACAUUGGAAAGCCUGGAUGCAGAGAUGAUGGGAGGGUGAUCACGGUGGAGUUCGGGAAACUGUUUGAGCAUUACGUGACUAUCUCGAAUAAACUGGUGGGGGUUCUCCUACGAGCCAGGAAGCAGAGGCUGGUUGACUUUGAGGGGGAGAUGCUGUGGCAGGGGAAGGAUGACCACGCUCUUAUCACUCUGUUGUCAUGAUCACAAACUGGGAUUAGUGUUUAUGCCUUGAUUCAUGUUACAUGCAGUGACAAGUAUAGAGAUACUUCAUGGCACUGUGGUAUUCAGAUAGCAGGGGGAUUGCACUAACAUGCACUCUUAUUAAGAAAGAAUAGCUCUUUUUCAUGCUUACACAAGUAAAAACCUCCGUGGCCGAUACAAAUGCUGAAAGAAAUGGAAUGACAUAGUUAAUAACAAUUCAAAACGCCGUUACGAGUUUGGCUCAUACCAGGUGAAAUGCCAAUUAGCAGCAUAUGUCAGCAACAAUAGAAGUCAUCAGCAUGCUGAUAGACGAGUUUUCAAAGCAAUUAAUAGCACUCAAAAAAUGGCAAACUGUUUUUACCUAAAUGCAGGUGCAUCAGUCAAAUGAUAAUAAAAUGAUGUCAGGAUAUGCUAAGCUAAAACUUAAACACAAAUAUACAAUAGAAGUACCGUUUUUUGGGGGCUCAUGUGUUUCCUAGGGUGACUUAGUUGCUUCAAAAAUAGUACAUUUUCAUGUGUCUACAUUAUUUCAUAUACUAGAUUUGAGUGUGUUGCUAAAUCAGAUCUUAGCUGAUUAAACCCCCUUUCGCUAUAUAUCUCCUUCACUAGCUGUUUAUUGCGGGGAAAGUGUCGGAGUGAGCAGCUGAAAUGAAGUCAGAGGAGUUAACGAGUACGAGCCGAAGCCAAAGAGAACACGAGGCUGCCUGUGACAGACAAUAUGGUGCUAUAGGAUGAACUUGAUCCCACUUGGCUCGAUUACAAGCGUGCUUUGUAAUUUAGGGUAACCUUGUUACGGUUUGAAACUUUUAUACACCUGCACCGCACUGAGAUAGAUGUACAAUACGCACAGUACACUGAGAUAGAUGUACAAUACGCACAGUACACUGAGAUAGAUGCACAAUACGCACAGUACACUGAGAUAGAUGCACAAUACGCACAGUACACUGAGAUAGAUGCACAAUACGCACAGUACACUGAGAUAGA
Messenger RNA from Sebastes umbrosus (honeycomb rockfish), 1617 nucleotides. Its product is annotated as actin-binding Rho-activating protein-like. The record is from RefSeq and is a predicted model, not a curated record. Gene Ontology annotation, biological process: positive regulation of Rho protein signal transduction. NCBI's taxonomy places the organism in Eukaryota, Metazoa, Chordata, Actinopteri, Perciformes, Sebastidae. The transcript is spliced from 2 exons. The coding region runs from base 142 to 633 and encodes 163 amino acids. Gene Ontology annotation, molecular function: actin binding.